Molecule: messenger RNA, 702 nt
Organism: Adineta steineri
Lineage: Eukaryota; Metazoa; Rotifera; Eurotatoria; Adinetida; Adinetidae
Source: the annotation of a GenBank genome assembly
AUGUCAAUGAAAUCAAAUUCAGCAUUUCAACGUCUUCAAGCUGAAUAUCGUCGUUUAGCGAAAGAUCCAGUUCCAUAUUUAACAGCUCAGCCAUUAUCAUCGAAUUUAUUAGAAUGGCGUUAUGUUGUACGUGGACCGAGUGAAACACCUUACGAAGGAGGAAUCUAUCAAGGAAAAAUUGUUUUUCCCGUUGAAUAUCCCUAUAAACCACCAAGUAUAUAUAUAUUAACUCCAAAUGGUCGAUUUAAAACCAAUACAAGUUUAUGUUUAACAAUAACAUCAUUUCAUCCUGAUUCAUGGAAUCCAUCUUGGUCAAUAUCAUCAAUAUUAAAUGGAUUUUUAAGUUUUAUGUGUGAUACAAGUGCAACAUUUGGUAGUAUAGAUACAACAUAUGCACAAAAACGUAAAUUUGCUUAUGAUUCAUUAGCAUAUAAUAUACAAGAUUCAAUAUUUUGCGAAUUAUUUCCUGAUAUAACAGAUGAAAUAAAAAAGAUUCUUGAAGAACGAACUGCAAAAUUAUCGACACUAAAUUCUAUUAAUAAUGAUCAAGAACAAUCGGAAUCAUCAUCAUCAUUAAAUAGUGGUUCAACAUCAACAUCUUGGCUCAAUAGUCUCAUUGGAAAUUUAAUGAUACUUGUCUUUUUAGCAGUAUUUGCUAUUAUCGUUCGAUUUAUUCUUAAUUCAACUGCUGAAAUACAGUAA